Molecule: messenger RNA, 1173 nt
Organism: Rhinichthys klamathensis goyatoka
Lineage: Eukaryota; Metazoa; Chordata; Actinopteri; Cypriniformes; Leuciscidae
Product: complement C1q-like protein 4
Exons: 4
Coding region: 91-771 (226 amino acids)
Molecular function (GO): protein binding
Source: RefSeq, a predicted model, not a curated record
UCAGGAUAUAAAGUUGAACAUCACACAGACUCUGAUUUUCAUUUGCUCCCACUGAGACUCAAAGGGCAGAAACAGAAACAGCCAUCAGACAUGAAAGGAAAAGGCGUUGUGCUGUUCUUUGUGUUGCCGCUGGUGUUCGGCCAGCAAAAGACCUACACCUGGGACGUGCCAGGACAAACCCUUGCUCCAGACCCCAUCAACCCGUGUCUGACUGACCAGGACUCAUGUGGUUGUUGUGUGAUGCAGAGGAAAAAAUGGCAGUUAGAAGAAUAUUUAAACUCUAGUAUGAAUUCACUGGAGGAUUCGCUGGCCAGAGCACAAAACACACUGAGAAACAUAAGAGAGAAUCGAGUGGCGUUUUCUGUGGGUCUAACCGACAGGAGACGCUGUAUUGGUCCGGCAAGGACGGCAAUAAAUGUGGUCUAUCAGAGCAUCUUUAUCAACAUUGGAGAGGCCUACAACUCAUCCACUGGUGUGUUCACGGUUCCACGGUCAGGCGUGUAUAACCUGGCAUUUACCGUGUUCAGCGACGCAGGCUCACCAGGCGCAUCGCUGUCCGUUUGUACCAGUAUCAGGAGGAAUGGUGUGGCUCUAGCAGCACUUAGGGAGAUGUAUGAUCAAGACCAGGAGGACCAGGCCACAGCGGUCUUACUCGCGCAGCUAAGAGUCGGCGACCGUAUUACCAUCAGUCUCCACACUGGCUGCUGGCUCUGUGAUGAUCAGAAUCAUUACAACACAUUCAGUGGAUUUCUGCUGUAUGCUACAGAGUGAAGCUCACAAACACACACAUACACAGACUUUAAAGGCUAAAUUAGUGAAGAGCUCUCAUAGAUGCAAUGUAUACAACUAUUUGACCGUAUAGACAAACCUAGACACACUCACUCACACACACACUUCGGGUUUACAAUCUUUGUGGGGAAUCUCCAUCAAUGUAAUGGUUUUGACAGUGUACAAACCGUAUAUUUUACAGAAAACUUUCUGCAUUUUUACAUUUUCAAAAAAACAGUUUUGAGUCAGUAAGUCUGUGUGAAUUGAGGUUGAAGUGCCCACCGGAAUAGAAAAAGACAAACACACACAGACACACACACAGACACACUCAGUAAGAUAAAUGUUGUAAAAGGCACAGAUGUUGAACUAGCAUUAAUAAAAUUAAAUAGAAUUGUUUCUCUAUCA